Metschnikowia bicuspidata var. bicuspidata NRRL YB-4993 is the source of this 1141-nucleotide messenger RNA. RefSeq lists its product as uncharacterized. The coding region runs from base 326 to 928 and encodes 200 amino acids. Lineage: Eukaryota; Fungi; Ascomycota; Pichiomycetes; Serinales; Metschnikowiaceae. The transcript has 2 exons. The record is from RefSeq and is a predicted model, not a curated record.
GGGACAGCCCGCCACUCUGCCAGUCCUUUAAGAAGAGAUGGGAUGGCCGAAGCGAUUGUGGAAUUUAAGUUUUGUUAGCGCUUGUUUUGUUUUGCCCCUGAUUUGCAGGUGUUCGACGGCCAGUCUUUGAGCAAGUGAGGAUCCAGCUGGGAUGCAAGUAAAAGGGGCAAUGGGAAACAAAGAAAGAGGAGACGGGGAGAUGAAACAGAACAUAUUGGGAGAAUAAGAUUUGGGGGGCGGCGGAAAGAGGACGGCGGAAAGAGGACGAGAGGGACAAUGAAUCAGAGAAUAGUAGGAGCCAGAAGAUUGGAAACGAAACAGAUUCAUGAAAGGCUCCGCUGACGGGUCUUUGGCCCGAUCUCCCGGCCUGAGGCAACAGCACCAACAGCACAGCCCAAGCAAAGGGCAGAGGGUGGUGAACUCACGGACACCCAGAGAAAUCCGAGCAGGAAAAACCAAAAGAAAAGCAAACAAAACAAAAGAACAACAACAGGAACAACAGGAACAACAAGAACAACAAGAACAACAAGAAAAGAAAGAAAAACAAGAACAACAAGAACAACAAGAACAACAGGAACAACAAACAAACAAACAAGCGUCGGCCUUCUCGGCGGGCCUGCGCCGGCCCGGCUCUAUUCUCUUUCAUCACGGGCCCAGUGCGGAUCCACUAGAGGGCGCCGCAAGGCCGCUGAGCCAACGGGAAAACAGGCCCCAGCCGCGCCCAACUAGCCAGCACCCAGACCACGCCGCCCCAAGCCCAAGCCGCCCCAAGCCCAGGCCGCGCCAGGACCAAAACCAAAUACCAAACACUGACAACCAGACCAGAAUAGAAGACCAGAACAGACCACGACCAAAGCAGACCGAAACAAAACAAGCACAAAAAAUGAAGCUCAAUACAACAAAGCCGGCCAGACAAAAUAAAGCUUAAUAAAAUAAAGCUUAAUAAAAUAAAGCUUAAUAAAAUGGAGCUUAAAAAAAUGGAGCUAAAAAAAACGGAGCUAAAAAAAACGGAGCUCAAAAGAACGGAGCCCAAACAAAUGGGGCCGGCCAAAACACAGCGGGGCCAUCAGCAAGAUCUAAAAAAAACAACCUCCAAAAAUGGCCCAGAAGCUCACCAAAAGACUCCGCCAAAAGCACCGCA